This is a messenger RNA of Pezoporus flaviventris, 2098 nucleotides long. It is a transcript of the gene CRTAM, whose product is annotated as cytotoxic and regulatory T cell molecule. The transcript has 12 exons. Bases 134 to 1513 code for a protein of 459 amino acids. Gene Ontology annotation, biological process: positive regulation of natural killer cell mediated cytotoxicity directed against tumor cell target; detection of tumor cell; cell recognition. Lineage: Eukaryota; Metazoa; Chordata; Aves; Psittaciformes; Psittacidae. The record is from RefSeq and is a predicted model, not a curated record. Gene Ontology annotation, cellular component: plasma membrane. Gene Ontology annotation, molecular function: signaling receptor binding.
AGCAGAGAGAAGGACAGGAGGCAGAGACCCCAGCAGCGAUGAAGUCAUGGUAAAUCUGCUCCCCCCAUGCUGAAAAGGGACCUGCUGCACACUGCAGCCCCGGCAGAGAGAGGAAGUCAGCCCACACCACAGCAUGACUUUCACCAGCGUGCUGCACAUCAUAGCUCUGUUCCUGAUGCGAGGGGAUUUUCCAGAAGCUGGAGGUGAAACCAUAACCCUAAAGGAAGGAGAGGACCUGAACCUCCGCUGCACCCUCAGCAGUGACGAUGGGUCUGCCCGGCAGUGGUUAAACCCUCAUGGGUUUGCCAUUUUUCUCAACACCCAGCAGGCUUUAAGAGAUCAGAGACACAAACUUAUCCAUUAUUCAAAAGAUGAAUUAUCCAUCCAACUGACUAACGUAACAGUGCGUGAUGAAGGUGUAUAUAAAUGCUUCUACUAUGGCAUCCCCUUCAAAAGCAAGAACAAGACUGUUAAGGUAUUAGCUGCUCCUUCUAACCCAGUACUGGAAGUAUCCAGAGGCACAGAAAGAAGCGUUAUACUGUCUUGCUAUACCCAAGGAUGUAAACCACAGGCCCAGAUUACCUGGCUGUUGGACAAUGGGAUAGAACUCCCUGGUGACACUAAGCACAAGUUAGAAGCUGAUGGGAAGAAAUGGACCACAACCGGCACACUGAGAGUCCUUGCCUAUGGGCCCAAUUCAACAGCCAGCUGCAUCAUUCACCACCAAGCACUCAGAGAAGAGAAGCUGAUGGCAUCUUUCCAGUUUGAGGACCUUGCUAGGACAGUGGCAAAAACAAAUCCUGCACCAUCUAACCCAGAGGUGGAUACACGUGUCUCUGAGAAUGAGCAAACUACAGUUCCUUUAGGAGCCGAACAACCAACCAUCUCUUCUGCAGAACCAGAGGAUCCACUAGUUCCCAGCUCAGCAGCAACACCAACCCAGCAAACCCUCCAACCAGACAUCACAUCUACUUGGUCUGAGGUUACACCAUCUGCAGCAGGAAAGGAAGAAUUGGCUGGUUCAUCGAGUUUUCAUGUCCCCAGAGGCACUGAAACAGCAGUCAGUGGCAAUGUCACAGAAGAGGAAGUUUCCAGGACAGAAACCCCACUACCAAGUGGAAAUGUAACUGUGAUUUCCACAAUCCCCUCUGACAAAGACGUGAAAUCUGAAGGCAUGGAAAAGAAAGAGAAAAAUCUCUUGCUGCCCAUCUUGGUGGCUGCUCUGAUUUUUGUGCUUCUCAUCAUUGUCCUGCUUUUUGCAAGGAAGCUGAAGAAAGCUCAUGGAGUGUGGAAGAGAGAAAAUGAUGUUUCAGACCAGACUCUGGAGAGUUAUAAAUCCAAAUCUAAUGAAGACAGUCCAGGCCAUGAGAAGAACGGACAUGCUGUCAAUCAGAAGUCCAACAUGCAAUAUGUAACAGCAGGAUAUGUGGAAACAAUGCAGAGGAAUCCCAGAGACAGAACCAAUGCAAUAAGUGAGAAACUGUUUGGAUGUGGAAAGGAAACAAAUGUAUAGCAAUAGUAAAUCUGUACGAUGUGCAGAAACACCAGUGUUUCCUGAUCUUCAUAUUACAGCAUUCAAGUACCAAUAUGACUUCAAGGAGCAGAACUACAAACAGUUACCCUCAACCCAAAAGCUACCUGGGAUUGGUUUCCUUUAAACAGUGGGGCAGGUAGAUAGGACUGGUGGUCCUAGAAACCUAUUAGCAAUGAAGACAGUGAUUUAUCUGUAGUCCUCAAAGGAUUUAAAUAACCACUGCCAGAAAUGAAGCUCCUCAGUCCUUUCUCAGAUCCUACCAGCAGUGAGGGUCUUGGCAAAGGAACAUGCAGGUAUUCCAAGGACUGUAGGGUAUGAAGACAUUCAUGUAAUUCUGCAAGCAUGGGACUGAGCAGGAAACCCUGGGAGCUGCAGACCCACUGGGACUUGUAUUAUCUUAUUCUCACCCCAAACCUGUACUUAACCAAGGAGGAAAGCAUCCUGAUGUCCAAAGAGUUAAAAACACCAAGAUUGUUCCCCUGUGCCAGAACUCCUGCUUUGGUUUCUCACUUGUGCAACGAUAGCAUCAUUCUGUGCCAUGCCAGACUGCAUCAGCACUAGUCU